Messenger RNA from Pedinophyceae sp. YPF-701, 1569 nucleotides. The record is from the annotation of a GenBank genome assembly. NCBI's taxonomy places the organism in Eukaryota, Viridiplantae, Chlorophyta, Pedinophyceae.
AUGACCGACCAGUCCAAGCAGGCCCAAGCAAGCCCCGUGUUGCUCCUUGCUGUCCUCAUCGAGGCUCCCCGGGUCGUCGAGCUGCUCAGCGACGCCGACGCCAGGAGCCUCGCGGCCUCCUCGCCGGCUGCCCUCAACGCCGUGCUUCGCACGCGGCUGCUGCGGGUGCUCGCGAGGCACGUCACGCCCGGCAAGGAGCCCGCGGCCGCCUGGCUGGGCUUCCGCAGCGUGAGCAUGGCCACGAGCGCGGACGAGGCGCGCGCCUUGUUCGAGGCAGCAAAGCGGCGUUUCGGCACUUCGGACCCAGUGAAGUGGAACCCCCACUUCACUACUCCCCUCGCCCGCACGAGCGAGACGCUCCUGCUCCUCGACGCCUCGCGCGAGACCGCCGCCGGGCCGAUCCACGCCCGGAAGCUCCACCUGUGCGGCUGCGUCAACACCAAGGGCGGGGCGUGCGAGGCGGCCCAGGAACUCCCCGCGGCAGCAGCUAACAUGCGCAAGCUGCUCAACCACGACGGAGUGCGGGCCUCCCUGCGGAAGCUCGAGGUCUGCUGCCUCGACAACAACCUAGACAGCAUCCUCGGCGCCCUGCCGUCCGUCCGCGGCAUCAAGGAGCUCGAGCUGGAGGGCAGCGCCGUCGGGGGGCACGAGGCGCUGCUGGCGGCGGGGCUCGAGCAGCUGUCGCUGCAGGCCUUCACGCUGGUGGAGUGCGGGAUCGGGGAGGCGGGGCUCGAGGUCGUGCUGCGCGGGCUCGUCGCCUCGCAGCACCUCGUCCACAUGGACGUGUCGUCGAAUCGGAUCUGCGACGGGGGCGCGGGCGCGCUGGCGGCGGCGCUCGGGUCGCUGCCGCACCUGCAGCGGCUGAGCGUCGCGCGCUGCGAGAUGUUCCCCGGGGGCGUGCGCGCGCUGGCCGCGGCCGUGGAGCGGCACGGCGCGCUGGAGGUCGUCAACGUGUCCGGGAACUGCGUCGGGGCCGAGGGGCUGCGCGGGCUGUGCGCGGCGGUGGAGGGCUGCGCGACGCUGCGGGAGCUGGGUCUCGUCAAGACGUGCAUCGGGGGGCCAGGCGAGGAUGCCAAGCUCGUUGCGCGCAUGGUGCGCGCUGGGCGCCUCCAGACGCUGCGGCUCGGGAUGAACCACUUCACGGACGGCAACGGCCGCGUCAUCGCGGCGGCCGUCCUGCGCGACACGGCGCUCCGUACGCUGGGCCUCGAGGGCAGCGAUCUCGCAGAUGACGCGGCGGCGGUGCUUGCGGACGUCAUCCGAGUGCACCCGCGGCUGGAGGCGCUGUCUCUGGCCGGCGGCAAGAUCACCGACGUGGGCGCGCGCGCCUUCGCGGAUGCGUUCGGGGAGAUGAAAUCGACCCCCCUGCGGAGGUUUGCGCUGUUUGCGAACCCGCUGUCCAUGUCGGCGGCUGUGCAGCUCGGGCGCGCCCACGGCGCGAACCCGGCGCUGGAGGACAUGGAGCUGGCGAUGGAGUGUCCCGCGGACUCUGACCACGAGGACAGCGACUCGGAGGUCUCGAGCGAGGAUUCUUCGUCGUACGAUGACAGUGAGGACGAGGGCGUGUGA